Messenger RNA from Cyphellophora europaea CBS 101466, 1320 nucleotides. RefSeq lists its product as uncharacterized. Gene Ontology annotation, molecular function: histone binding. The transcript has 4 exons. NCBI's taxonomy places the organism in Eukaryota, Fungi, Ascomycota, Eurotiomycetes, Chaetothyriales, Cyphellophoraceae. The coding region runs from base 1 to 1320 and encodes 439 amino acids. Gene Ontology annotation, biological process: regulation of gene expression. The record is from RefSeq and is a predicted model, not a curated record. Gene Ontology annotation, cellular component: Rpd3L-Expanded complex; cytoplasm; nucleus.
AUGGAGGAAGACGACAACAUGAGCGAAGAGUUCACCGCCGCCGAGAACACGGAGAAGAACAACGAACAGCAGAUCAUCAAUGAAGAGUAUAAGACAUGGAAGAAAAAUGCGCCAUUCCUCUACGACAUGAUUCUAAGCACCGCGCUCGACUGGCCUACAUUGACGACUCAGUGGUUUCCAGACAAGCAAGAAGUACCAGGCAGCAACUAUUCGAAACAUCGGCUGUUGAUUGGAACACACACAGCUCAGGACCAGCCCAACUAUCUACAAAUCGCCAACGUUCAGCUACCAAAUCCACCUGCACCAAAUGCAAAAGACUACAAUGAAGAGACUGGAGAAAUUGGCGGCUAUGGAGGCGGUCCGACAAGCAAGUCUCAGAUUGAAGUCAAGUUCAACAUCAUUCAGAAGAUCACACAUCCCGGUGAAGUCAACCGUGCUCGGUACCAGCCACAGAACCCAAAUAUCAUCGCAACGAUGUGCACAGAUGGACGAGUACUGAUCUGGGAUAAGUCCAAGCACUCCAGUACCCCCUCAUCCGAGAUAAAGCCACAGAUCGAACUGCAUGGUCACGACGCCGAAGGCUACGGUCUCAGCUGGAGCCCGCUUGAGGCCGGCCACCUGGCGACGGCAUCGGAAGACACUACCGUAAGACUGUGGGACAUCACGCAGGCGACCAAGACCAACACGAUUAUUCAUCCAACACGGGUAUGCUCGCACCACGCGUCCAUUGUCAAUGACGUACAAUACCAUCCAUUCCACAGAUCUCUCAUUGGAUCGGUGUCGGACGAUGUGACUUUGCAAAUCAUCGAUGUGCGCUCAGCAGAUCCUACAAAAGCUGCGGUUGUGUCUGGCCGUGAUCAGCACAAAGGCGCCAUCAAUGCUCUAGCGUUCAACCCUGCGGCGGAGACAGUAGUGGCGACUGGCAGCGAAGAUUCCACUAUCGCUAUCUGGGACAUGAGAAAUCUAAAACACAAGGUGCAUGCACUUGAGGGCCACCAAGACAGCGUGACAGCAUUGGAGUGGCAUCCAUUCGAAGAGUCAGUGCUCGGCUCCAGCAGCUACGACCGCAGAAUCAUCUUCUGGGACUUAGCUCGUGUGGGCGAGGAGCAGAACCCCGAAGACAGCCAGGAUGGGCCACCAGAGCUCCUAUUCAUGCACGGCGGACACACUAACCGUAUUAGCGACUUCUCUUGGAAUAUGCACAACGCAUGGGUUGUGUGCAGUGCGGCAGACGACAAUCUCAUUCAGGUGUGGAAAGUCUCGGAAGCCAUUGUUGGCACUGAUGAGGAUGAUGUUGCCAUGGACGAGCUUGAGGCUUAG